This is a messenger RNA of Neurospora tetrasperma FGSC 2508, 444 nucleotides long. RefSeq lists its product as uncharacterized. NCBI's taxonomy places the organism in Eukaryota, Fungi, Ascomycota, Sordariomycetes, Sordariales, Sordariaceae. The record is from RefSeq and is a predicted model, not a curated record. The transcript is spliced from 2 exons. Bases 1 to 444 code for a protein of 147 amino acids.
AUGAUUUGCCCUUCCCCGGUUUGUUUUCUGUGCUUUUUGCCUCUCCCGGAAUCCGCUCCCGCAAGACCUGGUCACGAUAUAACCCGACUGACUGGGAAGAUUCCACUUUUUGCCAGACCGAUUCCUUCCAUGUGGCAUUCAACGACAGCUCAUCAGCCCAUCUGCCAGCACAAUCAGAAGGUCCACCGUCAAACUGAGGAGGAGGAGGGAAUUACAUACCCGAUUCGUGCUCGGGAAGAAGGGCCUUCACAAGACGUCUCGCAUUACCAUUUUCCGGACACCAACGGACGAAACGACGGCUUGGAACGGGUGACAAAGGAAAUUGCGGGAAGGAUGUCGUGCCUCGUCUUUGAUUACAUACUACGCUUACCAGUGGUGAUUACGGCCAUUGACACCAGCAGGACGGUCACGGCUGAAUCCAUGAUCCGACUAGACCAGCCUUGA